Wyeomyia smithii (pitcher-plant mosquito) is the source of this 3175-nucleotide messenger RNA. RefSeq lists its product as uncharacterized. Lineage: Eukaryota; Metazoa; Arthropoda; Insecta; Diptera; Culicidae. The record is from RefSeq and is a predicted model, not a curated record. Bases 112 to 3015 code for a protein of 967 amino acids. The transcript has 6 exons.
GCAACUGAUUCCGACAAGACUUUGGUUCGUCUUCGACGUUAUGUGCAUCAGCCGCACACACUACAACUAGACGAUUGCCACCAGAUUGCUUUCGAACAAUUCCGAAGCACAAUGGAAGAGUUGGGAUUUUGCAUCGGAACGGAACAAAUUCCUUUCAUGAAUAUGAUUGGACAGCGAGAGUUGGCCGAACGGAUUUCACCUGGUCAAAGCUUGUGGAAAAUGGUUCAGGAUCGCCUGCAGAUGAAAUCGUUUCAGCGUCAACAACUGGAGGAUCAAAGUUUGAAAAGUUACCUCCGCAAAAAACUGAACAGUGUCAUGAUCUUUGAUAAUCGUGAUAAGAUUGCCGAAUUAAACGAUCGUAUCAAAGGAAGCAAACACUUCCAGAAAUUAGAAAAGUAUGCCGAUACGGUGGCUAGCAACAUUGCUCGAAAAGAGUUGGACUCGUACAAAAAUGUACUGAAGAGGUACGAAACUAAAUUAACCAAACUGGUGGCAGAAAAUGAGAUACUCGAUGAAAAGCGCUCGGUCUUAAGCGUUAAACUGAAUGAGCAGGCAAGCGUUGUUCCGGAAACCUAUGAACUGGCGAUGGAAGAUAUCGCCAACAAAUUAUUUCUCACUAAAUUAGGACAGACAAAAAUGAAAACUCUGCAACAUACGACCGGAUCGUCGACGCAUGUGAACAGCCAGAUUAAAGAUUUACUAAGCAAAUUGGCACGCGAUAUUGAGGAAAUUUUGUAUCAAAAGACAGCGGUCGAUGACUUGGUGGCCAACGUAAUCGAAAUCGAUUUUGAGGUAGAGCACGUUGAGAAACUAUUGAAUCUGCUUUACGCUCUUUCCUCGGAACCAACGGCACUUUUGGAUUGUGAAAGUUCGCUGUCACUCUUGAUAGAAUCAACAAAACGCUGCAUUCCGACGGUUGAAAACGAGGUCGGUGUGUUACUUGAAGAAAUAGAACAGUGCAGGAAAAAUUUGACUUCGUCCUGCAAAUCUAAACAACAUGAUAAUCUAUUGAGAAAAGGCGGGGAGCUGUUUAUUGAGCUAGAAGCAAAAGCGCAGGAAUUCAUCCAACUCAACGCCUCUGUUCUUCAACUUAACCAGGACCUGUGUGAGAAGGAAAACUCAAUCACAGCUUCCUUAACUUCGAUGGAUUUUGUUUCACUCGAGUCGAUCAGUGGCAUGGCCAACAUAAAAGAUGUUAUCGCUAAGACCGAUCGUUCGGAGUUGAAAGCGAACUUCGUAGGAUUUGUUUUUGAGCAUCUGCGCUUCACCGAUGCAACUGUCGCCGAAACAGUUCUACCACAUCUCAAGGAGUUCCUCACCAUUGCUGUUUUUUAUGAGCAAAAUAUUGCGAAGCGAAUUUUAGAUUUGCUUUCGCCCACUCAGUCGUACGAUAUUUUGGCUCUAGAUAAUGCGUCUGAUGAUGAACCCAUAAGUAGCAAGAUGCCGCCAAACGUACUUCCGCUAGCGGAUCUUCUCGCAGAUAGUCCCAUCCGGACUGCACUGAGAAAGCUACUGCGAAAUUACUACUAUUCUUAUGAGGAUUCCGACUCUAUUGAGGCACCGCUAGACAUAACUAUUAUUUUCCUGCGUGACGAUAUAGUGUUUUCUGAAGGUGGACUCAUCUCCGGAGGUUGUACUACCGCAGGACGAGAACUGCUUAGCACGAUAGAGAACAUGGUUGAUUUGAAACUGGAAACGAUCAAUCUGAAACGAAUGCUUCAAAGUGCUAGGCAAACUGUACUGGAAAAUCAGCAACGCAUGAGAUCGAUUGAAGCUGAGUUGAUGGCAAUAGAGGUGGAUUCUUUUGAAAGAUUCGACCAACUCUAUCAAACAACUCAAAACUGGUCCAAAUUAUCCUCCCUACUAGAGCAAUUAGCAUGCCAGCAAAAAUCGUUAAUUCACUUGAAAACCCAGGCUUCCUGGUGGAUCAAACAGUUGGAACUAAUGGCAGCUGGUCAGUUCUCGAACCAGGAACAUUACAAACAAAAACUAACUGAACUAAAAAUCACCCAAACUGCAUCCUCACAUGAACUGCACCUGUUGGAAACAAAAUAUGACAAACAUCUAAUUCAAUUCAAGUGGGACCUUCGAUCUCUCGAGGAACUGCUAGUCCAAGCCAGAACAAUUCGGCAUUUGGCCAUACUGCCUGAGAUUGGACAACAAUUGGUAAACUUUUGGAACGACUUCGGACGCAAUUUACAGGAACAGCUUGAGAAAUUAGAAAGUGAAUCGGCUGAUCGAAAAUGGACCGCACUUGCGCAUGAAUUGGAUCAGUUGGAACAGAGUUCGUGCGAACCACAGCGUCUUCUGGUAGCUUACAAUGAGCGUCUUCGAGAAAUGGACCGCUUGUAUAGGGAAGUUUGUUCUCAGAUGGAAAAAUAUCAACGUCCCGCUGGCGUUCCCCUGCGGGGAAAGGAAAACUUGCAACGGUUGUACGAGUACAAAAGACAAUUAUACGAUGUAAAUACACAACCAGGCUAUAAAGAGAACGAACUGAAAUGGUUCCAGUACAAGCUGAAAAUGUUGCUGGAAGAUGAGCGGUUGGUGGACAAUUAUAGGACCACGUAUCUAUCGAAUUUGACGUUGCCAUCCAUCGAGAAGAUAUAUGUUAUCAAGCUACGAAUGAUAACGGAAAUGAUGGCUGGGAUACCAGCAUUUUUGCGGCUGCCAGGAAAGAUUAGUUUGGUUUUACUGUGUCCACAGAAUUCUGUACAACAAUCGGAGAAUAAACAGAUCAACAUCAGCGAUGCUAUUGGUCUCUCGAUAUGCUUUGUUAACAAGGACCAGCGCAAGCUCGAAGCGGAUUCCAGCGGCAUAUUGGCCUCACCAAAUCUUCUGUUCUUCCUGUGCUUUCUUUCGAGUGAGGGAUGCAAAUUUCUUCUGUUAACGGAUUGUCUAGCGGAUCUCGACCAAAAAAGCGAGCACGAUUUGCUACAAGUGCUUGCAGUUUUCUCUCGAAAUAUGCAAAUUUUUGUGACGACUACGCACAAACAAGUAUUCUACAGUAACAUAUAACUCCACGUAUCGAUAAGAUCGAAACUGACAGCAUCGCGACUGUAUCGCCCAACCCCAGCAUUUUAGAAUCAAAACAAAGCGCAAAAAAAUAUUUUCCCGAUUGUUUCUGCAGAAAAUACGCAGUUUUAUCGAAUUUAUUCUGUUUCGGUGUCCACAAAAC